Messenger RNA from Malaya genurostris, 2842 nucleotides. RefSeq lists its product as uncharacterized. Gene Ontology annotation, biological process: regulation of transcription by RNA polymerase II; DNA-templated transcription. NCBI's taxonomy places the organism in Eukaryota, Metazoa, Arthropoda, Insecta, Diptera, Culicidae. The record is from RefSeq and is a predicted model, not a curated record. Gene Ontology annotation, molecular function: RNA polymerase II cis-regulatory region sequence-specific DNA binding; DNA-binding transcription factor activity, RNA polymerase II-specific. Bases 1 to 2529 code for a protein of 842 amino acids. The transcript is spliced from 4 exons.
AUGCAAGCGAUUGUCGGUGUCAACCAGAAGAAUAAUUUUAUUGUCAAAAAGCACAAGCGAGUCAUCGGUUCCAUUAUUAAGCACAAGAACAUUCAACAGUUUAACAAGUCUAUGCGGUGGUUUUCCUCGUCGUCGUGUUCCAUUGAUUGUUGCUGGCAAACUACUACUACUACUACUACUACUGAGGAUACGACGACUUUUAUGGAUACCAUGGAGCCUAAAACUCUCAGCUCAUCCAUUGGUGAAGCCAAAAGCGUUACAAUUUCAACACAACUCAACGGAGAAUACAUUUCUCUAUCACGAUGGCACAGGCAACUGGAAUCGAAAGCGAGUCCCGUUCGUGGCGAGAUAUUCAGCUUUCCAGUGUACACACAGGAAGAAAAGCAGCAGCUCAACCUAGAAGCGCAAACGUACGCUACAUACUCCUACGGAGACCUGACAAGAGUGGACACCUGCUCGGCAAACUCAAGUAUAGGAAGCUCUCAAUACCAAAAGCAGCAGUAUCAUCUUCAUUCGACAGACGGAACAAUCACGAUCAUAAACGGAGUGUUCGGAGAGCCCACCAGGACGAACACAACUAUUGCGGAUCCUUCCCUGGCCCAGUGGCCAAGCUGCAGCAUGUUCAUGGGCGCUACGGAGCAUUGGCCGAGUGGCUUCAGCAACGAAAGCUAUACAAUAGGUGAACAGCUGAACACACCGAGACCGGAAGACGUCUGCGGAUUUGAGUUUGGAAGUUUCAGUGGACUUGGAGCGUCCGAAGCGAAAGUUAAUCUAGCAAACGUAUUUAGUACCAACAGCAUCACUGACAGAAUCGAAGGGGACUGCAAUAAUAAUAGGAAUAACAAACCCGGUCGAAGUAUGCACGACAGGAAAGAACAAACUAUCAAACUGAAGUAUGACAACAAUCGUAGCCCGAUGACACCACCAUCGUCAAACCGGGACGAAACGACCCUCUCGCCAGGGUUCAACUCCUGGGAGUUUGAACCCUGCCUCGAGGGAGGUCUUCUUAGUCCAGCAAGCAUUAUCAACACCCCACUCCGUAGUGUAGCUUCUCCGGACGGCAGCUCGGGCGAUACGGAACACAAACCAGACGAAUUGGAAACUUGCGUCGAUUUCAUAUUCUCACCCGACACAGUCAUCGACGGCAGCGAGAUGGAUGAUGUCAGCAUCCCACUGCACGAAGAAAUCGAGCAACUUUCAAAUUCUUUCUACUGCAAAUCGAACAGUCUGGUGUCGAUCAACGCUAGUGCCACUAACGUAGUCGACAUCGUAUCGCCCAGCUUUCUCAAGUUACUUCAGGAGGAAUCUAGCUUUCCUUCGGUGCAAACUGUCGUAUCCACGGCAAAGCCCAUAGCAACUCAGUCAAAUCACCCUUCGAUUGUUAACUCAUUCUUCAGUGAUGCUGAUGACGACGACGACGACGACGAUGAACUAAAUGUGAAGCGGAAAAGGAAUAGGAAAGACGAGCGUAGCUCAGUUGCAGCAGCAAGGUCGCAAGCAGCACUGCAGAUCGUCGAAAGUAAAUUCGAAAUUGUUGAUGUUAUCAAAACGCAAACCCAGCAAGAACAUAAUUAUACUAUUAAGCUACCAAAUGACGGCGAAAGCCAAGAUUCUUUAAUAAAUUCUACGGUGAAGGAAACAAUCCUAUCGCACAGAGAACCGACAGCACGAUCGACACAGCCGCCAACAGUCGCGGACGGUGAACAGAAGAAACCGUGCAGCAGGAUAAACGAAAAUAUGCCUCAGCGACAGUAUCUACCCAAGCUGAAGCUUAAAAUCGUCAAUCCUGUGGACUCCGCAGUCACCAUCAAUAGUGAUCCGUGCACGCUGACCACCACGCACAUGGUAAUCCAGACCCCGGAACUCACAAACGAUCUGCUCGAUCUGGAGGCAGAAAACCUGAAGCAAGAAAAUGACGAAUUCGAUCUUCUCGAGUACAUCACCUCCGGAACGGACUACGACAUUGUGUGCAAGUCUCCGAUCGAGGAGAAACCUACGGUUUCAAUAGACGAAAGCAUCCCCGUGGUCGCAGCUCCAGCAACGACGACGAAACAGUCCACCAUCUGCGGAGCAACCCUCAGUGAUUUAUUCAAUCCAGCCAAACGCAAGCUUCCGUCGAUAACGAUCGAGAAUUUGGAGGAACUUACGGCGUCCACCAAUGGGAACAAACGUUUCCGAAGUGCCACCUCUUCAACCACAUCGUCGGUGUACGGUGAUAAUGCUUCGGAAACGUCAUCCACUCGUCCGGUGAAGCGUCGUGGGCGUCCCCCGAAGCCGGUCAGUUCAAUCCGGGACCGGUCCGAGUAUCAACAUCUGAGCGAGGCCGACAUGCGAUACCGUGAGCAACGGGAUAAGAACAAUGAAGCAUCGCGCAAAUCUCGCAUCAACCGGAAGGAUCGUGAGCUGAGGCUGGAAGGUGAAGCCCGGGAACUGAACCGACAGUAUGCCGUACUGAUCAACGAGGAGAAGAAGAUCAUCAAGGAAUGUGCACGGUGGCGGAAGGCCGUGAUGCGGUUGGCGCUUCUGUGAACAGUGCAAAACAGGUCGAACUCUGCAAUUAACUAUUUUUUUUUUAAAUAAACAUACAACCUGCUCACCAGGCUUGAAAAUUAUUUAGUAUCCAACUUAUGUUAGUGGAAAAUAUGUCAUGAAACAGAAACAAAAAAAAACAAACUGAAAAAAUUAAAAUCAAAUGGAAUACUUUGUUCAUUUGGCUAAAUAUAAACGAUUAAAACUUAAAAAUGACAAUGAGUAUUCGAUGUGCAUGCUCAUAAAAAGAUUUUUUCAUUUAUAAUAAAUUGCUUUUUUUAUCCCUAAUCACCAAUAAAGAGACAAAACUAAA